Molecule: messenger RNA, 3275 nt
Organism: Apis dorsata (giant honeybee)
Lineage: Eukaryota; Metazoa; Arthropoda; Insecta; Hymenoptera; Apidae
Exons: 4
Coding region: 14-2251 (745 amino acids)
Cellular component (GO): nucleus
Molecular function (GO): mRNA binding
Source: RefSeq, a predicted model, not a curated record
AGAAGAAAACAAAAUGUCAAUUAGCGUUAAAAACGACGACGUUCAGAUUAAUCGGGAAGGAACAAUGGUAUCUGUUUCGACGAUUCAACAAUCAAACGAGACCACCAAUAAAGUUAACAAAGAAGACGAUACGAAACGACAAUUAGUAUGCCUGAACAAUCGGAAGUCCAUCAUACAAUCACGAAUCGCUGACAAAAUACCGAACAUGAAGGAGCAAAUGGAAACGAAUCUAAAAUUAUUAAAAUUCGUAGCCGAUUCCAAGUUGACAUUAACCCAAGUUAAUGGUCAAAGGAAACUCGGCCCACCUCCAGGAUGGACAGGACCUCCUCCUGGACCGAAAUGCGAGAUUUUCGUCGGCAGUAUACCACGAGAUUAUUACGAACCCGAAAUUGUUCGUAUAUUCAGUACUGUAGGAACGAUUUAUGAGUUACGCUUGAUGAUGGAAUUUUCUGGUACAAAUAGGGGUUACUGUUUUAUCAUGUACACCACCGAAGAGGAGGCAGCUCGUGCUGUUAAAGAAUUAGAUCAGCAUGAAAUUUAUCCUGGAAAAAAGAUCGGUGUCGUUGCGAGCACUAAUAAUUGUCGGCUAUACAUUAAUCAGCUGCCUCGAAUCAUCGACUCUAAAUCCAUCAUCAAGAGAAUUUACGAAGUGACAGAUGAUGUAGAUAAAGUAGCCGUUUAUAGGAAUUUGAACGGUUUUGUUUGUUACGUUUUGGUAUCGUACAAAACCCAUCGAGGGGCCGCCAUGGCGAGAAGAAGAUUAGUUCCUGAAUCGGCGACGCUUUUCAAAAAUUGUGAAGUUAAUAUAGAAUGGGCUAAUGCGAAUAUGACACCUUAUAACGUGUUCGAAGAAUGUGGAACGUGUGACGAGGAAGGCAACAUACAAAUAACGAAAACCUUCAUUGAACCAGCUAAAACGAAAAAAGUUGUUGCCCGAACGAAACAGAAGGCCAUCGACAAACGAUCGAACAUAAUAAACAAUCAACGAUCGCAGAAAUUAAUCGGUUCAUCGAUUCAAAAAGGUCGGCCGAUAAAAGCUGCAAUCUCGAGCCCGGUAAAAAAUCUCGGCAACCCGAUAAAUCAAUGCAAGGUCGAAAAAUGCCAAUCGAAAAGCAUACUUUGCUCCAAUUGUUCAUUGAUAGAAUUCGCGAGGAGCAAGGACAAAACGAAAGAAAAUUUUAAUCAAACUUGCGAUAUCAAUGGAAAUUUAAGAGACAGUUUAGACCAAUCUUUUUUACACGAACACUUUAAGAAGAAUUGCGUACAACACGAUCAAUCGAACGCCAUUCUUCCCGCGAUCAGCACGUAUUUGACGUAUUUGAACAAAGGUAAACGCUUGAAGAACUUCAAAUGGAACGACGUGCAAAGAUAUUCUAACGAGGCUUUGCACAGUAUCGAGAAUUUUGCUAAAAAUCUAACAAAUGCCCCUUGCGAUCUGGUCAACAAGUGUAAGUUAGAAUGCUCUUGCCAGUGUCGAUUUCACGCGAACAACAGUUUCAAUGUAUCAAAAUUACCUACGAAUAAAUUACAAUCUGUUUGGAAUCCGACAGACGGUCUUGUGACAAAUUUCUCCGAAACUUUGAAGAUCGCAAGCGAAAAUGACAAUAAAAAUUGCGUUAGCUACGAUCAAAGAAAUAUUUAUAAGAACGAGCACGUAAACCCAGCGGAGAAUAAUGUUCACCACAUGUCCAAUAAUUUUUCCAAUUCGCAGCCUUUCAACGAAUCUAAUCAUCAUCGGUUCUCAAACUGUUAUCAGUAUACUAAUUAUUAUCAGAAUUUUGGGAUCAAUAAUUUGGGAGAGCAAAACAACGGUACUUUCGUCCAAUAUCCUAAUCAAAACACGGGAUACAAUUUGCAAAGUGGGCGAGAAUUCUCGUUGCGCCAGGAAUCGAAUUUGGGCCACUUUUCGCAACAAUUUCCAUCGACAGACGUGAACCAGAUGACGAUCAAUCAGAAUUUCAAUUGGUUUUCGCCCGAGUUAUUGCCGAUGGAGAUUUAUCGCCGCGAACCCGGAAAUAUUCCGGACAUAUCCAAUAGAAUUUUGAAUGAUUGUAAAUAUAUGAACAAUCAUCACGCGAUUAAGAGUUCACAGCAACAGAGUAACGAGUCGUUUUUUAGCCCCGUUUCGAAGUUCGAAGGAAGAUUCUCGUUUGAAAAUCCGAUCAAUACGAUUAAUUCCUCGUUGUAUCCAAAGAAUGCGAUAUACGCGGAGAGUAAACCGCAAUUUGGAGAAAAUUUUCGAAGACUUUAAGUGAUUUAUUAUUAUGGGAUUUAAUUAUGAUUAUCGUCGAUUAUAGAAAAUAGGUAGCGAGUUUAGUUUAUUUCGAUUAGAGAAAUUGUAUUUUAAUCUUAUGGAUUGGUUCCAUGGUUGAUGGCUAUUACGCAACGCGCAACAAGAUAGAUAAGAUGAAUUGAUGGAAACAAUAUUUUGUGGAAGUAACUCGAGUUUGUUGGUUUUUAUUUAUAUCUCGAUAGAUAGAGAUUUAAGGAAGAGAGAGAAAGAAAGAAUAAGCGGUAGGCAAAAUUUAAGAUAAACGAAUUGAUCAACAAUUUUUUUAAUAUUCAGAAUGUAUCGUGGAUGGAACAUCACACGUGCUCCAUAUUAGAACGAUUUUGCUAUUAAUCAGUAUUUGGAAAAAAGUGUCGACAAUUUGUCUUUUUUUUUUUUUUUUUUUUUCUUCUUUUACAAUCAGUGUUCUGAAUCUUGUGAUUGUUUUGUUUGUUAAGUAUAUUAUAUAUAUAUACCUAUGCUUAUUGAUUUUUGAGCUCGUAUCUUAAAUUUAUAUGAAAUUAAGUAUAUAUAAAAAAAAUUUCGAAUUUUAUAUAAGCUGAAGUUCCUGAUGAUUAAUUAUUACAAUUUAAGAUUUAUUUCUUGUGCCAAUGACGUGAAACGAACUCGUUUUAUACCAAAGAUUAAUAAUCCAUGGUUAUUAAUGGUGGUAGCUACUUAGGGCAAUCGUUAUGUCUUAUUAUUGUAAUCAUAAGAAUGCAAAUCGAUCUUUAUAUAUCAUUUUAUUUUCUAAUCGUACUUGUAGUGAUGCUUGUAAUUUUUUUUUUUUUCGAAGCUGUGAAAAAAUUGUUAAAACAACUUUCUAGCUCCGAUUCUUUGUAUUUCUACAGAGAUUAAUAUACGCGAUAUCCGCGCAUAUUAUCCGCGCGGGAAUUAAUUUAUCACUUAUUGUAUUUUAUUUUUCUGAUCAAAAUGAUUUGUAUCGUCGUUGCGAAGAAUAUUGUACACGAGAUGAUGUUCUAUGAAAAAAAAAAAAAAAAAAAAA